AUGUACUGGGCAUUCUUUGGUCCUCUUAGUAGAAUCCCUGGUCCCUUUGCAGAGAAAUUUAUUUCAGGAUCUGAAUUGUUCUUUGGUACAAAACCAGGUCAGAGAUUCAAAAAGGUUAUAACGUACCAUCAGAAAUAUGGACACGUUGUUCGUAUUGGUCCUAAAGCAAUAUCUGUGUCUGAUAAAGACAUCAUUAAACAAGUAUUGGUUACUGAAGACUUUGAAAAAGGUCCAUCCUACACAAGAUUUCAAAAUGGUACCAGUGCCAGCAUGCUUGAUACAACCGACAAGAUCUUUCAUAAGCAAAGGGCAAUUUCUCCUGCAUUCUCAAUCAAGUACAUAAAAUCUCUUGAACCUCUCUUUGAGACUGUUACAGAUGAUUUUAUCAAGAGAAUAAACAGAGAGAUUGCGGCUAAUAAGCAAGAUACCGACUUUGCUACUGUCGAUAUAUGGUGGCUACUAAGGUGCCUUGCAUUCGAUAUUAUCGGCGAAACAUCAUUGGGAGGUACAUUCAAUAUGCUGAGCAACAAUGAUCAUAUUAUGCUCGUAUCUGUCGGAAAGCUAUUGAGAGGUAUUGAUUUUGUAAUCAAUCACCCAUGGAUUGCAAAACUCAUACUCCUCAGGAAGGUCAAGAAAAACCCUGACCUAGUGAAUUUUGUCACAAAUCUUAUCAAAGAACGUGUUAAAAACAAGCAAAGGCGUGAUGACAUUAUUCAAAUAUUGAUCAAUACUCAACAAGCCCCCAAGGAAGAAGAUCGCUUGAGUUCAGAUGAUAUUGUCGUAGAAACAACAUUAUUUUUGGUUGCUGGUGCAGAGACAACAAGCAAUACAAUUGGAUUUAGUAUGAUAGAGUUGUGUCGUAACAAGAGCGCUCUGAACAGACUCCGCCAAGAGAUUGAUGCCAUUGAGCUAGAAGAUGGAAAACAAGUAUUUCAUCAAUGUCAACUCAGAAAUCUGCCUUACCUCAAUGCCGUGAUAAACGAGACAAUGAGACUAAAUACUAUUCCUUCAAACGGCCUUGAAAGACUAGUGACUCGAGAUAUUGUUAUUAAAGGAGACAUUUAUGUGCCAAGUGGAACUACAGUAAGAUGCUAUACCGGUAUUGCACAGACCCAUCCUGACUACUGGUCAGACCCUAUGGAAUUUAAACCCGAGAGAUGGCUUCCAAAUGCUGAUCCAAAGCCAGAUAUGGGUGCCUACAACCCAUUCAGUGCAGGUUCAAGAAAUUGUGUAGGAAAAGAGUUUGCAAUGAACGAGAUGCGUCUUGCUAUAUCUACCAUUAUAAAGCAUUAUGACAUUGAACCUAUUUCAGAAGAGAUGGAAGUUGCAAGAGAAACUCGUUAUUUCAUAACAUUGACACUGGCAUCUUCAAGUUUCAAGAUUCGUAUGAAACACAGAAACUCUUGA
Molecule: messenger RNA, 1407 nt
Organism: Phycomyces blakesleeanus NRRL 1555(-)
Lineage: Eukaryota; Fungi; Mucoromycota; Mucoromycetes; Mucorales; Phycomycetaceae
Product: cytochrome P450 CYP5313
Exons: 8
Coding region: 1-1407 (468 amino acids)
Molecular function (GO): heme binding; monooxygenase activity; oxidoreductase activity, acting on paired donors, with incorporation or reduction of molecular oxygen
Source: RefSeq, a predicted model, not a curated record